UUGGAGAUGUCACGGCAUCACAGCCGGUAUGAGAGAGAUUAUCGCAUCGGGUGGGACUGGAGGGAUCGAAGCUCCAGCUGUAGCAAUGUAACUAAUACCAACUGCAGCAGCGGCAUUGCCAACAGUAACAACAUCACGAACAGACCUGGUCUUCUGCCACUGCCAAUUGUUCCCUCCCGUCUCCUAACUCCAGUCACACCUGUCUGCACCACGGCAAGCAAUGAGAUGAUGACGAAUUUAAUGGCCAGUUCUGUCCCUUCCACAACUACAGCUUCUAAGCCUUCAAGCAUUUCUAAGAUUGACAGUCAGACACAAGGACAAAUGCUCAGUAAAAGUGUGAGAUGGGGACAAACUCCUAUCAAUCAGUCAACUCCCUGGGACACAGAUGAGCCUCCAUCUAAACAAAUGAGAGAAAUAGAAAAUGCCGGUCCAGCAUCAUGGGUCCCUUCAGUUGCUGCCAUCGGCCAGCCUGCCCUAAUACCUCCCACGUAUGGGAUGACACAGCCACCAGCAUUCAGUGUCCAAGGCCCAGUGAUUGGAGUCACACCUACCAUGCCACCUCCAGUUCCCCCUCAACUUCCACUUAUGACGGCACAUUAUCAAGUACAACAUCCUUCCCAGCCUCUAACGAACAUGGUUGUUAAUCUGCAGAGUCAGCCUUUGUACACAACUAGCCAGCCGAUUACCAUGUCCCCUCUCACUGGGGUGGGUCAGGUGACUCAGCCCCCCCCAAGCACGGUGGGGAAUGGCCAAAUGAGUUGCCCCAUUCUGCAACCAUCAGCUGUGCCCUCAGCAGCCCUUCCUAGUAAUGCUCAAGGAGUCAAUGAGCAGGUAGUCUCCCACCUUCCUUUAAAUCCGCCACAAGCUGAAGACAGCAAAAAUGGUGUGCAGAUGUUACGGACUGUUGGGACCGGAAAAUACGAGUUUAUGGAUCCAUGGCACCCGAAAGGUGACCAACGCAAGUCCCCUGUCAGCACCAUGGACCAGGCUCAGCCCAGACUUGACACCACGGAGGAACUUCAAACAGAAAUGUUGAAGGAGUUGAACGAGCAGCGCAGAGCGAAAGAGUUUACAGACCUGAAAAUAACUGUUGAAGGCAAAGAGUUUGAAGUCCAUCAAAAUGUUCUAGCUUCCUGCAGCUUAUAUUUCAAGGAACUGAUCAAAAGGGCUUCAAAGGACAACAAAAAUGGAGAGAAGCUGGAGUUGACAAUUUCAAAUAUAAAUGCAGAUGUGCUGGAAAUGCUGCUGGAGUUUGUUUAUACUGGCUCACUCAUCAUCAAUUCUGGAAAUGCAAAAACGCUACUGGAAGCUGCCAGUAAAUUCCAGUUCCGAACUUUCUGCAAAGUUUGUGUUUCAUUUUUAGAGAAACAGCUAACAGCCAAUAACUGCUUAGGAAUACUAGCCAUGGCAGAAGCUAUGCAGUGUAAUGAACUACACAACAUGGCAAAAGCCUAUGCACUGCAAAACUUUCCAGAAGUAACAACCCAAGAUGAAGUUCUGAAUGUCUCAAAGGACGAUCUCAUUGCAUUUCUCUCCAAUGACAACUUGAACACAAAGGCUGAAGAACUUGUUUACGAGGCUGUAAUUAAAUGGAUUAAAAAGGAUCCAAUAAACAGAACACAGCAUUUGUCUGAGCUGCUAGCUGUGGUCCGCUUGCCUUUUAUUCAUCCAAGCUAUCUGUUAAAUGUGGUUGACAAUGAGGAAUUGAUCAAGUCUUCAGAGGCUUGCCGAGACUUGGUAAAUGAAGCAAAACGCUAUCACAUGCUGCCGCAUGCUCGACAGGAAAUGCAGACUCCUCGGACACGGCCAAGGUUAUCUGCAGGUGUGGCUGAAGUGAUUGUCCUGGUCGGUGGUCGCCAAAUGAUCGGAAUGAGCCAACGUGAUCUCACAGCCGUCAGCUGCUUUAACCCCCAGAACAACAAAUGGUACCCAUUAGCCAGUCUACCGUUCUAUGACAGGGAAUUUUUCAGUGUUGUCAGUGCAGGUGACAACAUCUAUUUGUCCGGUGGCAUGGAAUCUGGUGUCACACUUGCUGAUGUCUGGUGUUACAUGUCCCUUCUGGACAAUUGGAACCUGGUUUCACGAAUGACUGUCCCAAGGUGUCGACACAAUAGCCUGGUGUAUGAUGGGAAAAUUUACACACUCGGUGGCAUUGGUGUCUCUGGGAAUCUCAAUCACGUUGAAAGGUAUGACACAAUUACCAACCAGUGGGAAACAGUGUCUCCACUUCCCAAAGCUGUGCACUCUGCAGCUGCAACUGUAUGUGGUGGCAAAAUCUACGUGUUUGGUGGCGUGAAUGAGGCAGGACGGGCAGCUGGAGUUUUACAAUCCUAUGUCCUUCAAACAAACACGUGGAGUUUCAUUGAAUCACCUAUGAUAGGUAAGAUUAUCUGUUACAGUGCCGUGGUACUCGAUGGAAAAAUCUAUGCUACAGGAGGAAUUGUCAGUAGUGAAGGACCUGCAUUGGGAAACAUGGAAACGUAUGAUCCCCACACAAAUACUUGGACAAUCCUACAAAACAUGCCUUGCCCGGUAUUCAGGCACGGGUGUGUAGUCAUCAAAAAGUAUAUUCAAAGUGGUUGACACGAUAUGAUAUCAGUUCCUGAAUUGUUUUAUUCUGCUGUAGCAGUGCUUUAAAACAAUGAAUAUUUUCUCUCUACUGUCUACAUUGAAUGUAGAUUCCACAUUCACCAUUUGGUGAAAUAGGGCAAAAAUCCCUAUGGAUGUAUUGUAAUAUAACUUAUGGUGUUUCUAGUAGUGUCACAAGACCUGGCACUUGGUUUAGAUAUUGGGCAAUUCGAGUAUGAAUGCCUGCUUUAUAACAAUCAUCAGUUUUACUUUCAGUUACCUUUAUAUUGUUCAAGGCCAUUUAGAAGGACAAUUGGUUUGUAGAGUGUAAUAUCUACAGUACCAGAGUGUAGCAGCGUGUACUCUAUUCAGUCAAAGUACGAGCGGUCCCACAGAGCACAAGAAAACCUCGAUAAUGUGGUAGAUGAUGUAAGCAAAUCAGUUGUACACUGGGGCAAAACCGACAGGAAAACUUGGAUAGUCCGUGUGUUGCACGUUUUAAUCAUGCACAAUCGUAGAAAAAAAGCACUGAAAGUUAUACAAUUAGAAUACUUUAAAAAAAAUGCAAAUCAUGUUCUGCAGGCAAUUUUCUCCAAUACCGUGAAGGAAGGCCACUCAAACAAAAAGAAGUGAAAAUGCAAAUAAUUUUGUGAAAAGAUUAUAUUUGGAAGUAGAAUUUUAGGUUCGCCUUGUUAUCAGUUCCCCUAUUGAUAGUGAAUUGUAACAACACCAAGAGGUAUGCAAUGCUGUUUUGUAAAUUGCUAUUGAGAAGCAGGAACAGGGAGAUUAAUGCCAGAAGUGUUUAGAAGCUGUAGCUGUAAUGUCUUGCAUUGCCAUUUGGAUUAAUUCUUUCCGUGUUUGUAUCAUGGAUGAUACAUAAACAAACGUACUGCACCAACAAUAAAUAUAUAUAGGCCCAGAACUUGUUUCUGUAUUCCCUCUUACAGUAGCUAAUGUGAAAGUAUCAUUUAGCUGGAGUAUUUUUGUUUAAACUUAUUUGGCAUAUUUCAUUUUAUAUUAUCACAAAAAGUACCUAAUCAUUCCUUACCCAUUUUAUUCAGAAAUACUAAACUGAAACAAGGCAAAAUUAUUUAAAUCCAAGGCACUUUUUUGAUAAAAGUAGUAUUUUAUUUUUCCUGAUAAAAUAACUCUCCAUUUAAUUGCACAGUUAAGUAUCACUAUGUGGUGAACUUGCUUCUUAUAUCUAGUAUACCAGGAACAUUGGGGUAUAUUAAAUUGACUAGUAAUCUUGAUGAGAUUCUGAAGAAGGGUCUAGCCCAAAACAUCAGCCUUCCUGCUCCUCUAAUGCUGCUUGGCCUGCUGUGUUCAUCCAGCUCUACACCUUGUAUGUCUCAGUAAUCUUGAUGAGUUAGUUAAUGGUCUGGAGAAAUGGGUUCAGAUCCCACUACAGUAUCGAGGGAACUUAAAUUCAAUCAAUCAGUCAAAUAAACUUGCGAAAAAGAAAUCAAUAAUGAUGACCACAUAACUAUUGGAGUGUACAGUCCCACUUAGUUCAUUAAUGCCUUUUAGAGAAGAAAAUCCUCUCUCAGUCUGGUCUAUGUGAUGCCCGACUCAGAACAAUGUGGCUCCUAAAUUUCCACUGCAAUAGGUUGUUGUGAAGUCAGCUCACUGCUGCUUUCUCAGAAGUAUUCAGCAAUGGACAAUAAAUAUUGGUUUUACCACAUGUACAGCAUCUACAUCUGUGAAGAAAUAAGGGGGAGGUGGGGUGGAAGGGAAGGAAAGAAAACAAGCUGCUGAUGCAUUUACUUCUGAUAUUCGUGGCUCAAAACAACUCAUAUGAGUAAUAGAUAAUCUAUAUUGUCUGAUCAUCCAAGGCAGAGGAGCUGGUAUAUAUGAUUACUAUGAUCACGGAAACAUCAGUGUGUACAUCUUCUGUACUGAUAGUUUAGGUUUCCUGUAAAAAAAAAUCUCGUGUUAUGCUCAUACCAGUUUCAGCUUUUUAGUAUGUACUGUAUGAACAUGAUUUAUAUAUUCAUAUAUUAGGUAGUAUCCUGAGUUUCAACUCUCCGAAUAUUGAAUAUAACAUGUACAGUAGUUCAAAGAAUAGACAAUUUUUCAUUAGCAAUGAGUUUUUUGUAAACUUCCAAUAUCAAAAUUAUAUAUAUAUAUAUGUAAGGUAGAACUACAGCAAUUUAUGGACCAAAAUACUUCUGUACAGUAUUUUCUGAUAAAAUUGUAAUCUUAUUUAAUAAAUUAUUAGGGCAUUUACAACCA
Messenger RNA from Rhincodon typus (whale shark), 4803 nucleotides. Its product is annotated as kelch-like protein 29. Bases 7 to 2583 code for a protein of 858 amino acids. The record is from RefSeq and is a predicted model, not a curated record. The transcript is spliced from 12 exons. Lineage: Eukaryota; Metazoa; Chordata; Chondrichthyes; Orectolobiformes; Rhincodontidae. Gene Ontology annotation, molecular function: protein binding.